CACAACAUGUGUUAAAUAUCAUCCAAUCACAUUGCUGCUACGUCACUCCGAACGCCGUUAAGCAAGUUCGCGCUUCUUUUUCCAUCUACGGAUGACUUGGAUGCACCCAUGUCAGGUAUUUUGAUUUAUUUUUUAUUUUAAAUGUAUUUUUAGUGUAUAUUUUACGGUCAAAUGUGCGUUAGUUAGCGCCCUUUCCUGUGUACAGGUAUUUUCGGUAGACAUAAGAGCCCGUGUUGAACAGGACUGCAGCCGCGUGCUUUACAAAUUAUAAAUUCUCCUCAUACAUUGUGCUUCAAAUGGAAGACAUUCCAAAAACACUAGUUGCAGUUCUUCUAGAUGAAAAGGAGAUAUGCAAAAAACUUCAGCGUUUCAAGAGUGUUGCAGAAAUAAUGAAUGCUUGCAAAAGUCUCCUACCCUGUGCCGCAGAGUACCACAGAAUUUUGAAAUUUAAUGUUGAUUUUAAUGAAUUUAUUGACACAGAUCUUAAUGAGAAAGUGGAAAACUUGGACAAGUUUCAAGUUUUUUUUAAGUCGGUAAAGAGAAGUGGAUCACAGGCAUUGGAUGAAACAUUGGAUGUAGAUGUGGCUGGUCCAAGUCAUCAACAAAAUGUUGCACCAAAGAACGUACAUGAAGCUGGUCCUAGUAGUCAACAGAAGCAUCAACGUAAUAGAAUUGAUGUAGACACCCUGCGAGCACUUAUUGAAAGCAAAGGUCCAAGUAUACUGACGGAUUAUGAAGCUUCAGGAAUGCUUUCAGAGACGUCAAGAAAACUCCUUGUUAAGAUAGGAGUCAGUGCGUUGGUGGAACGAAGUGGAUUUUACCCUUGUAAUGAUGAGAAGCGAAUGUUGGCAGAAAGUGUGGUAACACUGUUUCCUUCUCUGAAGAUCAAGAUUGGAGAAGAGAAUGAAGGAUUUGAACAUUUCUAUGACCCAGUCUCCCACAGUGGAUUUAUUGAGAUGAAACUUAGAAAUCUACGAAGGAAUCUUCAUGAUGAUCAGCGUCUCUACCAGCGGAAACGUAUUCGAAUCAGUGAUUCCUCUGUAGUGUCUAUCACUUUGGAAGUCGAGGAUGAGUCUACUCAAGAGUGGACAACUGUGAUCAAAAGGAUGAAACCAUCUCCAGAAAACCUCCAUACCAUCAAAAUGGGCAUGGAGAAAACAUACAGUAAUCGCAGAUCAUGGAUCUCAAACAAGUCCCCGACAGUGAAAGAGAUAUUUGAAGAAUACCCACGAUUUAUAGACAUGCCAUACUUGCUUGACACUGAGUUUGGAAAAAUGUUUCCUGGGAAGGCAGAUCUCUUUCUUCGAAAAUGGGAAGGAAAUAUUGUUCCAAAGUUGCAAAAGAUGGCCACAGAGAAAGAUCCUCUUGUCAUGCCAACUGAUAAUGGAAGUGAAGAGUCAUGUUACAGAGCUCUUCAACUUCUUACUACAUUGCUGCCCCCCACUGCAUCAGGAAGGAGCAAAGGUUGGGCCAAAUGCAGUACAAAGUCAGCCCUUGUGUACCUCUUGGACAUUAAGCCGGCUGGAACCAGCAUCUCCAGCCUCCUGGAUAAUUCCCAGAAAAUUGUGGAAAACCAUCAACCCCACAUUGUCUGUUUUGGAGCUCCAAGUUCUACAGCACAAUACAUCAUUGUGGCCGAGAAUGACAAACUCGCCAUUCCACUCGAGGAUAACAGUCUGACGUGUGCCAUUGACAAGCUGUUCAAAGUGUAUUGGGUUUGCAAUGUAGAAUAUCCUGCUCAACUCACAUCUGUCUUUAAUUUCUUUGAAAGUCUAUAUGAACUGCCUUUCUCUGGUGGCAAGAGAUCCAAAGUUGUGGAGCUUAUUGCAAAGCUUCAAGCACUUUCCUAA
Paramisgurnus dabryanus is the source of this 1850-nucleotide messenger RNA. RefSeq lists its product as uncharacterized. Lineage: Eukaryota; Metazoa; Chordata; Actinopteri; Cypriniformes; Cobitidae. The record is from RefSeq and is a predicted model, not a curated record.